Tigriopus californicus is the source of this 894-nucleotide messenger RNA. Its product is annotated as C1q-related factor-like. The transcript has a single exon. The record is from RefSeq and is a predicted model, not a curated record. NCBI's taxonomy places the organism in Eukaryota, Metazoa, Arthropoda, Copepoda, Harpacticoida, Harpacticidae. The coding region runs from base 251 to 820 and encodes 189 amino acids. Gene Ontology annotation, molecular function: protein binding.
UGCAUUGGCGCUUCCAACAUGUCAUCGGGGUUAUUACACUCUAAUUACUCGAUGACGGAAAAACCGAUACCGUUUUCAAUUCUUCGAAAUUUCAAGGGUAUAAUCAACCGAUUGUUAAACAAUGGGUUUCCCCAAGAAAGUCAUCACACCUUGAUUUGUGCCUAUAAAUAUCAUCUUCCAAUGAGCCAAACCCAUUCAACUUCUACACCUCCAACUCAAUAGAUCCCAAGUACCAAUUCAUCAAGUCAUCAUGAACAACUUGACCACCGUCUCCAUGGUCCUCGCCAUAACCGCAAUGGUCGUCAACGGUGAGUCCAUCCGGUCCUCCUACUCCUCCAAUGGGAUCGGUGGUUCCAUGUCAUAUCCCGGCACUUCCAAUCGACCCCCGUACCCAACCAACCCUCAAUACCCCAACAACAACAACAACAACGAGGUGGUGGCCUUCACGGCCAUUCGUGCCAGUCGCUACAGCCAGGGUACCAAUUCCAAUGUCAAGUUUGAUCGAACCAUCACGGAUCUUGGAUAUGGAUGGGAUUCUAAUUCCGGAGAGUUCAAGGCUUACUACUCGGGAGCCUAUGUGUUUUCUUGGAGUGGCGUGUCCCCCAGUUCCAAUAACUUCCGAUUGACCCUCAUGAAGAAUGGUUUGGAAGUGGGACAGAUUUGGGGAGAUCGAAUUGGAUACCAAUCGGGAGCUAAUACCGUGGUUUUGGAGCUCAAUGCUGGGGAUCGGGUGUAUCUGCGCGUGUCUGAGGGGCAGCUCUAUGAGCCGGAUAGCAGUAACCGUGGAUAUACCACUUUUAGUGGAUACAAAUUGAACUGAACAGACGGGGUAUGGAAAAUCGAUGUUGAUAUCGACAUGUAGAGCACUUAUUGAGAAUAAAUUUGGCACGCAAA